AUGACCGUCGAAACCGAAACCGUCAGCUCUAUUCCUCAAUCGCAGAUAGCCACCAUCGACCGCUCUACCCUGGGGAGACCCGAUCUAGGAGGCUCGUUACGCAUGAAGCCAAGCACCGAGACCAUUCGACCAAGAAAGGAGAGGAAGAGGGCGACUCGCAAGGCGCCCUCGAUUAACAACGGAACGGCCUCGUCCAAGGCCGACAUCUUCGAAGCCAGAGUUGCAAGCGCCGUCGACCAGGCCAACUCAUCAGAUUCGGACGAGACGUUUGUCUACGAGUCAAACCCGCCGGAACCACAACACAGAGCCAGUCGACAUCAUUCACGAACACCGAGCGGAACAUCUCUCCAUAGCCAAAGCGACUUCCGCCAUGGAAUGCGGCCUUACGGCGACCACCGUAUUGCAGGAAAGCGGAGUAUGAAAUUCUCUAACAAUCCAUAUAGCGUCUUGGACAGCCCGGAGGCCAUGGGCGAUGGUACCGUUCGAGCACACCACGCCAGACAUAUCGGUAGAUUCGGUCGUUCUGGCGGCAGCAGUCGUGCUUCGCUAUAUGACAACCAAGACUCGCCGUUCACGCAGGCCUCCAAGCUGCGCAGCACCACAUUGUCCGUUUCUGAGCGGGCCCCUUCACGGCCGGGUACACCACGCAGUGUUCAAAGUGGCCAACAUCGAUCUUCGGGCUUGUUUGGCAGGAAGAAUGACGGUUCACAUCUUGACUACGAAGGAGAAGGCGCAGAUGACGAGCGCACGCCUAUGCUAGGAAGCGUCAGGACACCGAGAGGUCAACGAGUUUACAGCAGACGCUAUAACAGCGACAACAGCAUGCGCUCAAUUGACUACUACGGCGUCAGAGAGCCAAGAUCUAGAUUCAGCCGAGUCGGAGGUUUCAUCCUCGGUCUUUUGGUUGUUAUGAUGGUGGCCAUGGGUGCUGUUGGAUUGCUGGUCAUGUUUAACAAACCCUUGACCAACUUCCAUGUGGACAAGAUUCAGAACGUCUUGGCAAGCGAGCAAGAAAUCAUGCUGGACCUGCUAGUCGGCGCUGUAAAUCCCAACAUCCUAAGCGUUACUGUGACGGAUAUGGAUGUCAACAUAUUUGCGAAGAGCAAGUAUGUCAACCCCAUUGGCAGAGACGACGGCACUGCACUAGCGACAGCGCAGCGAAGAAGAUUGGCCGCCAGUGGAGAAGCUGGCGGUACCCCAUGGCAGGACGAACACGGUCACUGGCACGCAGGCUCGGGUGUCGACAAGGGUACGGAUCCCAUUGAAGGCGACUCACAGACGAUGCUCCUCGGAAGGAUACUACAUUUCGACCAAGCCCUAUGUUUUGAGGGAUCACCUAUCAAACGACACACACACUAUUCCCUGGGUGAACUUCGUCUUGGGCAUCCUGGCAACAAGACCGAGAGUGGAGGGUCAGAGCGAUGGGAGAGGGUACUUCAAUACCCCUUCGAACUCAUUCUUCGAGGAGUUCUCAGAUACCAGCUCCCGAUGAGCAAUCGACACCAGACAGCAGCCAUCGGAGCCAGCGUGAUAGUACAUCCCGAGGACCCAAUUGACAGUCAUGGACGUAUGCGUCUAGAAGAGGUGAAUCAUAGCGAGGAAUGGCAGUGGAUAGAGGUUGACGACUUGGAGAGGGUGUCGGCGUUCAUGACGGAGCUGGAUUAG
Aureobasidium pullulans EXF-150 is the source of this 1665-nucleotide messenger RNA. RefSeq lists its product as uncharacterized. Bases 1 to 1665 code for a protein of 554 amino acids. The transcript is spliced from 2 exons. Gene Ontology annotation, biological process: protein localization to vacuolar membrane; positive regulation of phosphatidylinositol biosynthetic process; vacuole inheritance. The record is from RefSeq and is a predicted model, not a curated record. NCBI's taxonomy places the organism in Eukaryota, Fungi, Ascomycota, Dothideomycetes, Dothideales, Saccotheciaceae. Gene Ontology annotation, cellular component: PAS complex; fungal-type vacuole membrane.